AUGUACAUAGAUUCUGUUGCCAAUCAAAUCGAUCGGGAAAAGGCGAUAGGAGGGCCAAAGUUGAUCGUCCGAUAUUGUAGCACUUGGUUGCACACAAAGGGUUUAACAAACGGUGAAGCCUGGAGCGGAUGGCUUCUGGAUGGAGGGACAUGGCCGAUUGCAGAUUAUCUCCGUAAUAGCAGCAAGUCACUAGAACUUCCCCGCUUUCCAGACACACUGGAGAAAGGAUUGGGCGACGCCGUGGAUGGCCAAGUCGCUCAUGUCUCGCAUCAGUGGAGUGAGCAGGCGCGAGGCGCUGUCCGCGGCUCUCAGUUGGAGACGCGGCGUUCCGGAGAUGGCGAGGCACAGCGAAUGGGUGGCAUCACGGACACGUUAAUGUGA
Messenger RNA from Cantharellus anzutake, 381 nucleotides. RefSeq lists its product as uncharacterized. NCBI's taxonomy places the organism in Eukaryota, Fungi, Basidiomycota, Agaricomycetes, Cantharellales, Hydnaceae. The coding region runs from base 1 to 381 and encodes 126 amino acids. The record is from RefSeq and is a predicted model, not a curated record. The transcript has 4 exons.